Molecule: messenger RNA, 1653 nt
Organism: Lathyrus sativus (Indian pea)
Lineage: Eukaryota; Viridiplantae; Streptophyta; Magnoliopsida; Fabales; Fabaceae
Source: the annotation of a GenBank genome assembly
AUGGAUGAUUCCAACAACAAAGGUAAUUCAUCUCUUCUCGCUCACGACUCUCCACCUUCUUCAUCUUUGUUAUCACAACCUUUCUUACCCAAAACCCCAAUCUCAACAUACCCAUCAUUAGAAGACCAUGAUUCACAGCAAGAAUCAGACUCAAAUCAACAGUAUCUUCACAUCUCAUACAAUCACGGUCCUCGUUCUUUCAAAGACCUUCCUUUUCUUAUUCUCUUCCUCAUCUUCGUUCUCUCCACUUUCGCUUUCGGAAUCUUCUCAAUCUUCCAUAGAAACCACUACUCAACCAUCUCUUCUUACACCUAUGAUUCCAAUUCCACCUCAUGCAGUAUUAUCAGCCCUUCGCUUUCGUCAACCUCGUCUACCGGUUUUCUCUCUUCAUCUUCGCCUUUUGUGAAAGAUUUAACGUGGACGCUUGUUAUCACUUUUGUUAUAAGCCUACCCAUGUGCUGGUCGCUUCUUAUCUUACUCAAGCAUUACACCAAACACCUUGUCUACGCUUCGAUUCCUUUCUUUAUUGUCAUCCCGAUUUUCCUCAAUGUUUACUGGUUCGUUGCUUGCACUAUCAAAACUUCUUGCAGUGAUGCUUUUCCUCUGGUGUAUAGAAUUCUUGUGAUGGUUUUUGUUUUUUUGGUGAUUGGUGUGAUUGUGUGGAUUCUUGUUGUGAACUGGCACCGUGUGGAGCUUACUGUGAGUAUAAUUGGGGUUGCCUCUGAUGCUCUUUCUUGGAACAUGGGUUUGUUUGGGGUGCUUCCUUGUUUGACAAUUGGGCUUUUUGUGUAUUAUGUGCCAAUUGUGGUGUUUUUGGUGUUUGCUAAGUAUAAUGGCAAGGUUGUGCCUAAGAAAUUGCAUAGUCAAUAUGGUUGUGUUUGGAAGGAGGAUUCUUGGGUGCCAGCUUAUUUUGCAUUGGCAAUACUUACUAUGUUGUGGUCAGCAGCAGCUAUGCUUGAAGCUCAGGUUUAUGUCAUUAGUGGAACUAUUGCUCGUUGGUAUUUCUCCAAGGAUUUUGAGACUCCUACAAAGAGCAUUAGAACAUCACUCAGGAAUGCUUUUGGUCCUUCGUCUGGAACAGUAUGUUUGUCAGGAUUGCUUAUCUUUGUUGUACGAGUGGUGCGUUCCGUGGUUGAUAAUGCAAGACAAGAGGGUACUCCUGGGCUAGUGAACAUUGUUUUACGGUGCUGUGUAAAUGCCUUACUGACAGCUGUUGAUUUUCUCAAUAAGUUUACCAUCAACUUUGCUGCAAUAACCGGUGAAGCUUACUGCUCAUCAGCAAGGAUGACAUAUGAACUUCUUAGACGUAACCUUCUCUCUGCUGUUUUUGUGGAGACCAUAUCAUCCCGCCUUCUGGUUGGAAUUGUUUUUGUCCUAUCAGCAAUAUACACAAUUGUGGCCUGUGUUAUCUUAAAAGCAGCAACCAAUCUAGGGUCUGAUGCAUAUUUUGUGGCAGCGGCAGCAUGGCUUCUACUGAUAGUAGUCCUGGGUUUCCUCGUGCAUGUGCUCGACAUUGUAAUUGAUACAAUAUAUGUCUGCUAUGCGAUAGACAGGGACAGAGGAGAGGUUUGUAAACAAGACGUUCACGAGGUUUACGUUCACUUGCCCAUAAGUAGAAGUAUGAGACAAUCUACAAGAACUCUAGGUGUAUAA